Messenger RNA from Cottoperca gobio, 1596 nucleotides. It is a transcript of the gene rag2, whose product is annotated as recombination activating gene 2. Gene Ontology annotation, molecular function: sequence-specific DNA binding; protein binding. NCBI's taxonomy places the organism in Eukaryota, Metazoa, Chordata, Actinopteri, Perciformes, Bovichtidae. The record is from RefSeq and is a predicted model, not a curated record. The transcript has a single exon. Gene Ontology annotation, cellular component: DNA recombinase complex; nucleus. Gene Ontology annotation, biological process: V(D)J recombination. The coding region runs from base 1 to 1596 and encodes 531 amino acids.
AUGACCCUGCAACCAUUAACUCCAGUGAACUGUGCAGGCCUUCUACAGCCUGGCUUCUCUCUGCUGCGCCUGGAUGGUGAACUUCUUCUGUUUGGCCAGAAAGGUUGGCCAAAGCGCUCAUGUCCUACGGGAGUGUUUGGCGUUCGGUUUAAAUCUGGUGAGAUGAAGUUAAGGGCCAUCUCUUUCUCCAAUGACUCAUGCUACCUUCCUCCAUUACGCUGCCCAGCUGUUUGCCGCCUGGACCCCUAUGACGGGCUUCCAGAGAGUUAUCUCAUCCACGGUGGCCGCACUCCAAAUAACGAGAUCUCGUCGAGCCUGUACCUGCUGACCAUGGAUAGCCGUGGCUGCAAUCGUAAACUGACCCUGUGUUGCAAAGAGAAAGACCUGGUGGGAGAAUUGCCAGGGGCCAGAUAUGGCCACACAAUGAGUGUGAUUCAGAGCCGUGGGAAAACAGCUUGUGUAUUGUUUGGGGGUAGAUCCUACAUGCCUGCAGGAGAGCGGAGCACAGAGACCUGGAACAGCGUUGUCGACUGUCCUCCUCAGGUGUUCCUGUUUGACUUGGAGUUUGGUUGCUCCUCCGCUCACACUUUACCUGAGCUUAGCAAUGGACAGUCUUUCCAUUUGGCCCUUGCCAGAGAGGACUGUGUCUACUUCCUCGGGGGUCACUCAAUCACCUCUGACUCCCGCCCCCCUCGGCUCUUCCGCCUGCGUGUUGAGCUUCUGCAGGGCAGCCCCUUGCUUUCCUGUGAGACUCUUGAAACGGGCAUAUCCAUCUCUAGUGCCAUAAUCACCCGUACAGGUCCCACUCACAGAUAUAUCAUUUUAGGUGGGUAUCAGUCAGACUCUCAAAAGAGGACGGAGUGCAGCACUGUGAUUCUGAAUGAGAAAGGGAUCCACUUUGAGCCCUUAGAGUCACCUCAUUGGACCCCAGAUAUCAUCCAUAGUCACACUUGGUUUGGCGGCAGUGCUGGGGAGGGAAGCAUCCUACUUGCUGUACCUACUGAGGGAAGGUCAUCCCAAGCAGAUGUGCAUUACAUCUAUCAGGUGAGCUUCCAGACAGAGGGGAAGGAAGUACAAGGAGCCCAGGGCUGCAGCCAGGAGUCAACAGAUUACGAUGACUCCACUCCUCUCGAAGACUCUGAGGAGCUGUACUUCGGCCGUGAGCCGCAUGAGCUGGAGGACAGUAGUGAUGGAGAAGAUGAUAAUUACAACGAGGAGGACGAGGAAGACGAAUCAAAAACAGGAUACUGGAUGAAAUGCUGCCUGGGCUGUCAGGUGGACUCCAACAUAUGGGAGCCAUACUACUCCACGGAGCUCCACCGGCCAGCCAUGAUCUUCUGCUCGAGAGGGGAGGGGGGACACUGGGUCCAUGCCCAGUGCAUGGAGUUGUCUGAGACGCUGCUGCUCAAGCUCUCUCAUGGCAGCAAAAGGUACUUCUGCCUAGACCACGGAGGCCUGCCCUACCAGGAGAUGACCCCACCUCGACAGGUCAUGCCUCUGAAGCGUACCCCCAUGAAAGUUAAGGAAAGGAAAACUCCUCCGACAAUCAAGAUGUCCCCAGCCAAAAAAAGCUUUUUCAGAAGGCUUUUCGACUGA